AUCCUCAUCUUUCUCUCUCUCUUUUGUUUCACCAUCUUCAUGUCCACUCACAUUCCAAGAAUGGACUGUGAAGAUCAAGAAACCCCAAUUUUUCAUUCUUAUCCUUGUGCUUAUUACGUUCAAAGCCCCUCCACUAUCUCCCAUGCAAACAGCUCCGACAUUCGCGGCCACACCGCCAUUGAAUCAGCUAUCUAUUCCCCAACUCGCUCCGAAACAAACACCACCACCGCCACUACCACAACGUUUCUCAACAAGAACAACCUUGAAGUCUCGAGAUUCACUCUCUCUCGUUACUCCUCCUCUCGUGGAUCCAACAACUCUUUCUUGCAUGAUCAGAAGAAGGCUAUAGCUGAUGAUCAUGACGGGCCUACUGACAUUGAUCAUGAGAGCACUGGCCAGAACCGUCAGAUUAUCGUUGAUCAUCAUCAUGGUAAUGGUGAUGAUGAAGAAGAUGAGGAUUGGCAUUAUGGAAGCAAUUAUAAGAAAGGGAUAUGGUGGAGGUAUUUUUCUUUUAGAAGGUCUAAUUCUUGUGCAUGGAUUUCUUUGCAAAUAAGUUGGAGACUUCUAUUCAGUUUGGGAAUUGCAUUGCUUGUAUUUUAUAUUUCUACAAAGCCUCCAACCCCUAAGAUAUCUAUCAAGAAGGCAGAAAUUCACGAAUUUGGACUAGGCGAAGGAGUGGACGGCACCGGUGUCACAACUAAGAUUCUCACUUGCAAUUGCUCCAUUGAUCUACUUAUAGACAACAAAUCUAAGCUCUUUGGCCUCCACAUUCACCCCCCAACCAUGGAAAUGUCCUUUGGCCGUCUCCCUUUUGCAUCAUCACAUGUAAAAAUACCUAAAAUUCAAUACAGUUUGUAAUAAUCGAAACAAGAGAUAACGUUAUUCUAAUAAGUAACAUAACAUAAUGAGUUUAUAUGCAUGCAGGGCCCAAAACUAUAUGCGGCAGGCCAUGGGUCGACAUUGUUCGACUUAUAUAUAGGAACAAGAAACAAGCCCAUGUAUGGUGCCGGGAGGACCAUGGAGGACAUGCUAGAGUCAGGAAGGGGAUUGCCUUUGAUUAUGCGUUUGAGGUUGAGGUCAAAUUACCGGGUUGUUUGGGACCUUAUAAAGCCCAAGUUCUACCACGAAGUCCAAUGUUUAUUGGUUCUCAAUGCCAAAUAUGACAAGAAACAUCGAACCCAAACAUUUAAUAGCACUUGUUCUAUAAAAACUUUUAAUUAAACAUUAAUGCAAUUGUCUCCCGGACUUCUCAAACGUGUCCUGGAUUUUGAUGUUUAUAUAUAUUUGUUGCCUAAGCCAUUGCAUGUAUUGGCAUAUAUAAUGUUAUUACAAAUGCAGAA
Molecule: messenger RNA, 1340 nt
Organism: Pistacia vera
Lineage: Eukaryota; Viridiplantae; Streptophyta; Magnoliopsida; Sapindales; Anacardiaceae
Exons: 2
Coding region: 40-858 (272 amino acids)
Source: RefSeq, a predicted model, not a curated record